This is a messenger RNA of Carassius auratus (goldfish), 1772 nucleotides long. Its product is annotated as hepatic leukemia factor-like. The coding region runs from base 183 to 1079 and encodes 298 amino acids. The record is from RefSeq and is a predicted model, not a curated record. Gene Ontology annotation, molecular function: DNA-binding transcription factor activity, RNA polymerase II-specific; RNA polymerase II cis-regulatory region sequence-specific DNA binding. Gene Ontology annotation, biological process: regulation of transcription by RNA polymerase II. NCBI's taxonomy places the organism in Eukaryota, Metazoa, Chordata, Actinopteri, Cypriniformes, Cyprinidae. Gene Ontology annotation, cellular component: nucleus. The transcript is spliced from 4 exons.
AUCAGUUGCGCUUUUGCGCUGAAGCCAGCCGAGGUCACGGACGCGCGAGAACAGAGCAGCCGCCGCUCUCCAGUGCGCACGGGCUGAGGACUGUAUUCCGACACCCCACUGCAGAGCUCUCAUCUUUAUAAAUUGGCUUUUUAAUUCCGUUUCUACAGGAAGACUGAUAUCUCCUUUACGCGAUGGAGAAGAUGUCUCGACCUCUUUCUAUAAACCCAACUUUCCUACCUCCGACCCACGGCGUCCUGAAAUCCCUGCUGGAGAACCCCAUGAAGCUGCCCUUCCACCACGAUGAAGGUAAAGGGUUUGGGAAAGAGAAAGAGAAGGAGAAGAAGUUGGAAGAGGAUGGAAAUGCCAUCAACACUCCUCAGUCUGCCUUCUUGGGCCCGACGCUGUGGGACAAGACCCUGUCAUAUGAUGGCGACAACUUCCAGCUGGAGUAUAUGGAUUUAGAGGAGUUUCUGUUGGAGAACAAUAUUCCCGCCAACCCUGGGAGCGAGCAGAGCCAGCCUUCCCAGCAGCCCCUGCAGCAGCAGCAGCCGCCCUCCGCCCCACCCACGCCUUCGGUGGUGGAUCUCAGUAACCGGACAGCCACGUCCGUUCACUCCGGCAUCGUGGGCCAGAACUGCCUCCAGAGUCCCAGCAGAGCAGCUCUCCCUUCGCGUGACACACCCAGUCCCAUAGAUCCAGACUCCAUCCAGGUUCCGGUCAGGUACGAGCCCGACCCCGCCGACCUCGCCCUCUCCAGCGUCCCGGGACAAGAAAUCUUCGACCCACGCAAGCGCAAAUUCUCAGCAGAGGAGCUGAAGCCGCAGCCCAUGAUCAAGAAGGCGCGCAAGGUCUUCAUUCCAGAAGACCUGAAGGACGACAGAUACUGGGCACGGCGCAGAAAGAACAACUUCGCAGCCAAGCGUUCCCGGGACGCUCGUCGGCUGAAAGAGAACCAGAUCGCCAUCCGCGCGGGAUUCCUGGAGAAAGAAAACACGGCGCUCAGACAGGAAGUGGCCGACCUGCGAAAGGAACUCGGCCGCUGUAAGAACAUUCUGGCCAAAUACGAGGCGCGACACGGCCCUCUGUGAGCCCCUCCCACCCCACACAAACCCCGCCCACCUCCACAAACGCCCCCCGCCCACCACCAACCCCAAGGGACUUCUGCGUACCUCUUUAAGAGGCGACAUAUUCUCCUCUCCUUUUUUUUCACGUUUCUCUUUUCACUUUUCUCUUUACAAACCCAGUUUGCAUUCUUUAGUUGAUUGUGUAUUUCAUGCGUGUGUUUUUCCUCGUGUAGUUUCACACAUUCACUUUUCUCGCUUUCCUUUCAUUUGUUCCAUACGUCCAUUUAUUCCUUCACCAACGAUGGAUCGUUUGUCUGGAAAUGGUUUUCUCUGGAGUGUUUUGUACACCUGUAACACAGACUUAUAAAUAUUUUCCUCGCCGCUCACCCUCCUGUCUGUCAAUGAACCGUUCGACCCCACCCCCUUUUCCCAGAGGCUCCACCCACUUCCUGUUGCCCGAGCUUCUUUUUGUGUAUAUUAAUGUAUUUUAGUUGAAUAGCUGUAACGCACCGACACCUUUCGUUCUGUGAAGUGUGUAAAACACUAGCUAGCAUCAGAACAUGAUGUUUGUUUUGUUCUUUUCCUGUUAUGUGUGUUUUGUCUGUUUUAUUUGACCAUUUCUUUUAAACCAACACCAGCGUAGUUUUUGGCGUCUUUCCCACAUUGUCCAUGGAGCAAUAAGCCUGAAUCUCUUCAGAGGGCAAAACACAUGAAAUG